Mercenaria mercenaria is the source of this 2413-nucleotide messenger RNA. RefSeq names its product mucin-2-like. Bases 75 to 2369 code for a protein of 764 amino acids. Lineage: Eukaryota; Metazoa; Mollusca; Bivalvia; Venerida; Veneridae. The transcript has 21 exons. The record is from RefSeq and is a predicted model, not a curated record.
AGCUUAUAAAGAAAAUAUAAUCGCCGCUUAAUGUUACUUUCGGUCAUUAUUUCACGGUGUUUUACACGAUCAAAAUGUUUGUUUUCCUACUGAUACCCUUGUUAGCCGCCUCCGGGGUGUCGGCGCAGUUUGCCUUGUCAUUCGGAACAACUGCUCCACCAGUACCAAAAUCGUUUGAUCCAAAUUGUAAAGACAAAAUGGACACCUGUUGGAAAAUGCCGGAGUCAAAUUGUAGGGCACCUUAUGAGGAUUGGGCCAAGGAAUAUUGUGCCAACAGAUGUGGAUACUGCAUCGGACCAACCACUCCAGCUCCUCCAUGUGUGAAUAAACUCCCGAACUGUGAGUCCUACGACAAGUCGGUGUGCACUAACCCCGACUACGCAACCUGGGCUGGAGACAAUUGUAGAUAUUUCUGUAGAAAGUGUUCAAACGCCGAAUUAGCGAGAUUGGACUCUAUCACGACCACAAUAAGUCCUCAAGAUUGCGUGGAUAAGGUAGACUGCAGACAGUAUGGUGCCAACGCUUGCUCCGACGGGUUCAAGGCCUGGUCGAAGGACAAUUGUCCAAAUCACUGCGGGUACUGUACAGGAAUACCGACCCCACCCCCAGUUUGUGAAGACAAAAUUCCAAACUGUAAAGCGUAUAACCCAGACACGUGCACCGACCCUGAUUACAAACUCUGGGUGCAGGACAACUGUAAAAAGUUUUGUGGACUAUGUCCAGGAUCCGGCCCACCAACAGCCGCACCACCUCUCCCAGCAAGUUUAGGUGGCGGAUCCGGUGCGCCAACACCCGCCCCGCCCAUUCAUGUAUACCCAGGUAAGAACAGUCCGACUAUUGGUUAUUUUCCACCAUCACCACCAAGUCCUGGAAAACGAGCACAAGGAGCAGAGAGGCCAAAACGUCAAUUUCACGCUAGCCACCAUCAUCAGGGCGGUUCCCAUGAUUGUUGGGACGGAUCUUCCACCGACCCUUACUGUAAUACAGCAGCACCAAAUGCACAGGAAUCUACGCCUGUUUCUUCACUGGAAGGAUCUACAGGAUUUCCAGGAAGCGAAUUCCAUCCUCGACCGAAGCCAAAUCCAGACUGGGACUCCAAGCCUUCAACACCGGCGGCAACUUCAGCUGCGACAACCAAUGUAGUACCACCAAUUCUAACCGGUCAUGCCACACCAACCAUGGCCCCAUCUACUGGGAGCCCUACAACAACUACUGCGCCACCCACAGUGACAGAAGAAGCUACAACAACCACAGUCCCACCGACUAUUACUCAGGAACCUACAACGACCACAGCCCCGCCAACAAAAUCUCAAGAGUCUACCACAACUACAGCCCUGCCUACAGAAUCCACCGAAAAUCCAGCCACUACCCAAACAUCGGGUACGAUGCAACCUGACACACCAUCAACGACUGUGUUAGCUGUAAAAACACCUGGACAGAGAUCUACAUCUGCUCCGGGAGAAACAACAACAACAGCAGGACAGGCAAAUAUUACAUCAGGUACACAAACAACACGUCCACAAACUCCAGCUAUUGCCAGUACAUCUGGAUCAGGUUUAACAUCUACAACCGCCCCAACUGCUUCAACUGCGUCCCCUUUUAACACAACUCCGCAACCGACACAAACCACUCCAGUUGCAUCAACAACGCCUGGAACAACUGCUGUGCCAUGUGAGGACACUGUGGAUAAUUGUGCGAUGUAUGGAAAGCAGGCGUGUGAAAAUCCAGUAUACAGACCAUGGGCAAAGGCACAUUGUAGCCUGUUCUGUGGCUUCUGUGUACCGGUGACACUUACACCGUUUGAAUGCAAGAACAAGUUACCAAAUUGUAAAGAAUUCGAUAGUGGCGAUCUCUGCACGGCUGAUUCUUUCUUUGCAUGGGCACGAGAAAAUUGCUUUGCAUAUUGUGGAUUCCCACCAUGUGGAAAUAACACAGGGAUAAAAGCAACUACAGCUCCACCUAAAACUUCACCAGCUAUCGUUCCUAAGACAUCUCAUUCAAAUUGCUCUGACAAGCUUGAUAAUUGUUUGCAAUAUCCCGAUGCUAAAUGUGUGGGUAUUUAUGAACCAUGGGCUAAAUCACAUUGUGCUUAUCGAUGUGGAUAUUGCCAAGAUUUUUUUCCAUGUGAAGAUGUAAAUCCAGACUGUGACAAGUUUCCACCAAAUUCUUGUGCCGAGGAAUCGUUUAAAGGCUGGGCCAGACAGAACUGCAGAAAAUUUUGUAAUCUCUGUGCCCGUCCGACGGAAAAUCCGGCAUUAACACAGCCUACAGGAACUAAGGGAUCAUCAAGCAUGACUGACCCGACUCCCGAAGUUCCCGUCACAUCGGUUGAUCCUGUGAUGAUGACUUCAAAGCAGCCAGUAGCUUGAAAUAUAUGUUAUCAUGCAUCUUUUAGAUAAAAGUAAAUUAUACA